Asterias rubens (European starfish) is the source of this 864-nucleotide messenger RNA. RefSeq names its product angiopoietin-2-like. The coding region runs from base 1 to 864 and encodes 287 amino acids. The transcript has a single exon. NCBI's taxonomy places the organism in Eukaryota, Metazoa, Echinodermata, Asteroidea, Forcipulatida, Asteriidae. The record is from RefSeq and is a predicted model, not a curated record.
AUGGUUCUGAGUUUGACGGUAAAAACCUGCCAGGCUGAAAACCAACGGUUCGUCGAAACGUUAUACUUGGCUGAAAACCGUGCCUUACUUAAUCAUGUGUUUCAGUGGAAGACUGGGCGAGACUGCUUUAUGGAUCCACACUGUGCAUCAUUCAACUGUCAUGCCAGAAAAGGUAUUUGUGUUCUAAAUAAUGCCAGCAGAGCUCACAGCCCCGACGACUUUGUUGAGAUUCAAGAGAGCGUAUUCUAUGAUGACAACGUGGAUACUCUGUCAUUUUCACAACCCAGUACUACAAGUACCAGUAGUUGCCAGAAGUUGUAUCAAGCUGAUUACCAAAUCAGUGGUUUAUACACAAUCUUUCCUAUAAGUCUGACUGAUGGGUUACAUGUCUACUGUGAUAUGGAGACAGAAGGAGGAGGCUGGAUCGUGUUCCAGAGGAGACAAGAUGGCUCUGUUGACUUUUACCGUAACUGGACGGAAUACCAAUCUGGGUUUGGUGAUCUACAUAACGAGUUCUGGUUGGGGAAUGAUAUCCUGCGUGACCUUACUGGGUCAGGACAAUGGGAGCUCAGGGUAGAUAUGGAAGAUUGGCAGUCCAACACAUCUUGGGCUUCUUAUGGUGAGUUUGCAGUUAAAGGUACACACUACAUGUUGAUUCAUAUGAUGCUCAGAGUACAGCAGGUGAUUCAAUGGCAUUUAGUAAUGGGCAUCCAUGCACAACCAAGGACAGGGACAAUGAUGCAGUUUCAUAUUACAACUGUGCUGAGUUCUAUACCGGUGCAUGGUGGUACAGUGGAUGUCAUUAUACAAAUCCAAAUGAUGAAUAUUACCAACAAGCAGACGUGCCAUUUGGAGAAGGCAUAA